AUGGCAGUCGAGUCACUCUGGAACCUCCUGGGAAACUACGUGCAUUAUGACAGUGACUAUUAUGAUGAUUGUGAUUGCAGUUACAACUCUGAACUGGUGGUGGUGGACGCCUUGACAGCUGACCUGCACCAGGCAUUACCAUGGACCCUUCUUGAUGCUGCAGACGUGAUACUGGCAGCAGAAAAGAAGCUUGAUCUGCAGAGCCAGACUCAAAACUGGAGUGACCGGGUGAUACAACACAGUUUGUGCCUUAAUUUGAAGAAAACCAAGUACAUGAUCGCAGACAGACAUGAAAUGAGAAUCAUCUUGAUUACUGGUGAAGAUCUGAAUCGUGUGAGUAAGAGUGCAGAGGAUCAAGAGGAUAAUUUUUGUGACGUUGAUUGGGAAGAAAAGGAGAUUGAGGAUAGUAGUGAAGAAAAAUGUUUUAUUGGUGUAAGUGAGGAGUUGGAAGCUUUAGGGAUUACUAAUAUAAAAGAGGAUAGUUAUGAACUUAAUGAGGUACACAUGAACACAGUUGACAAUUUUAAUGAUAAGGAUGCCAGAAUUUUAGUUAGUGAGUUAUUUGAUCUUGAUACAUGUGAAAAAAAUGAGAAGGAACUGACAGCAGGAUCAUUAUACCGGCAGAAGUCAGCGAUAUUUGAUCCUGCUCUGGUCUGUGUGCUGGGGCCGGUGGGGCUUCAUAAUAAUUAA
This is a messenger RNA of Schistocerca nitens (vagrant locust), 690 nucleotides long. RefSeq lists its product as uncharacterized. The transcript is spliced from 4 exons. The record is from RefSeq and is a predicted model, not a curated record. NCBI's taxonomy places the organism in Eukaryota, Metazoa, Arthropoda, Insecta, Orthoptera, Acrididae. The coding region runs from base 1 to 690 and encodes 229 amino acids.